This is a messenger RNA of Purpureocillium takamizusanense, 3388 nucleotides long. RefSeq names its product Deoxyribodipyrimidine photo-lyase. Gene Ontology annotation, biological process: photoreactive repair. The record is from RefSeq and is a predicted model, not a curated record. Bases 943 to 3060 code for a protein of 705 amino acids. Lineage: Eukaryota; Fungi; Ascomycota; Sordariomycetes; Hypocreales; Ophiocordycipitaceae. Gene Ontology annotation, molecular function: deoxyribodipyrimidine photo-lyase activity; damaged DNA binding; FAD binding. The transcript has 2 exons.
GCACUCUCGACACAUCCCUCAAUUAUGGCUCCAGGGGCCCCAAAAGAAACCACAGCCAUGGCCUCGUUCAAUGCCCUUGUCCACCACGGCUCGACUCCCCGUAACGGGGAUUUGCCCAACUUUUGUCCAACCUGUCUGCCUACACCCCCCAAGGCGGCCGGCCUUCGACCCUCACUCACGUCACGGCCACACAAAACUCUCUUUCUGUGCGAGCGCUUCGUCCAGCCUCAGGAGGUGUCCCCCCCCCCCCCUCCCCAAAAUACACCGCGCGGUACUCCCAUACGUGCUCUGCCGUGUUGCUACGGCCGGCACCCCCUUGAUCUCACGACGCGACCCGCCGGCUAGCCUGUUAGUACAGCCUGCAGCUCCAUGACGCGUAGCGAGGACGCCACGAGGGAUGCAUAGAUCUUAGGAUCAGAUACCCGCUGCACCUCAUCUCGUCCUCUGAACCCAAGAGGUAGACCACAGCAAGACCUACGAGUAUCGCCCGGUUCUUCCCCACCCGUCGGGCAUCAUUUAUCACGUCGGAGCCGGCCAGUCGUUUAUGCUGGUGGCGCUGUCUUGCUGCUCCUUCUCUUACCUAUCGCUCGUCCUCGACCGGGAACUCCAAAGCCCACCAACCCCCCGCCGACAAUAUCCCCCCCCCCUGUGUGCGAGACCACAGCUCCAUGACCGCUCGUCCUGCCUCUUACGACAUCGACUCGGACCGUCUGGCCCACUCGCAAUAAGAAACACUGCCCUCCACAGGAGCUCCGUGGCCCCUUCUGCCACACACCCGACGUCCUGUCUCCGCCCGCCUUGUCCAUGGCCAGUCAAUAGCGCUUAGAGGCUGAGGAAUAACCACUGUUCUUGUGUCGAUUACUUCAGAUCAGCCGUCGACACGCUAUCAAUAUCAAUCAGAGGAUCCCAGCAACUGGCCCUGCCUUCGUAUUGCCUCCGGACAUGGCUACAGGAAAGCUUCUCAUCUACCUCCUGAGGCGCGACCUCAAGGUUAUUGACAACCCCAUCCUCCACCACCUGGCCACCACCACCGAUCAUGGCUUCACCCACCUCCUACCCAUCUACGUGUUUCCGGCCCAUCAGAUCGAAGUGUCGGGAUUCCUCAAGGACGGCGAGAAAUCACCGUACCUCCCGGCACGCAGUCGUGUAGGGGGCUACUGGCGCUGUGGCCCACACCGAGCCAAGUUUCUUGCACAGUCCGUCUGGGAUCUCAAGGAAAGCCUGGAACAGCUUGGCAGUGGCCUCGUCAUUCGAGUUGGUGACGUCAAGGAUGUGCUGAGCCACCUGAUUCACGGCCUGAAGGGAAAGGCGCCUGGUGUUGGCGCGGUCUGGAUGACUGAGGAGUUGUCUUUGGAGGAGAAGGACGAGCAGGAUGCCGUUGCAUCUAUAUGCUCUGCGAACGACAUUAGCUUCAAGUUGUGGCCUGACGAGAAAUACUUCGUAGACGACCGCGACACCGGACUGGAGACACCAAAGGAUCUUCCCGACGUAUUCACUUCCUACCGAAAAUCCCAAGAACCGCUGCGAGAGCGUCCUCGCAGCGUGCUUCCGCGCGUUGAAAGGUCUUCGUUGCCGUUGUUCCUUGAAAAGACGUCGGUACCAGACCAGCACCAUCCCUUUACCGUGCCCACUAAGCUGCAGGACCUCGAGGCUCGCCUGAUUCAACCGCUCGGCGAUAUCGUUCGAAAUGCGCCGCCCUACCCUGAUGGUGCAGAGUCUGCUCACCCGUUUCAAGGUGGCGAAAGCCACGCCCAGAAGCGCCUGCGUCAUCUCAUUAAGUCAGGCGCUAUGUCGUCAUAUAAGGAAACACGGAACGGCCUUCUCGGACUCGAUUUCAGCACCAAGCUCUCGGCUUAUCUCGCGUUGGGUUGCGUGUCUGCGAGAUUCGUUCACGAGGAACUUUUGAAAUUGGAAGACGGAACCGACCCAGAAUAUGAGAAAGCUCCUGGAUACGGACAAGGUGAAUCUGAUGGGACAGCAGCGGUACGAUUUGAGCUUUUGUGGCGCGACUACAUGCGCCUUUGUAUGGCCAAGUUUGGUCAGAAACUAUUCCGUCAGUCAGGUUUCACGCAAGGCGACAAAUACGACAAGACGUGGAAGACCGCAAACAAACACGAAGCGAAGCAUGAUCAGGAUCCAUCUCCGGAUAAGAUCGCGAGGAUCUUGGAGCGUUUUGAGGAAGGAACCACCGGUAUGGGGCUUAUCGAUGCCUCACAGCGUGAGCUAUUCCAUACCGGAUACACCUCUAACCGAGCCAGACAAAACUCUGCCAGUUUUCUCAGCAAGCAUCUCGGCAUCGACUGGCGCUACGGUGCGGAAUGGUACGAAAUGCUAUUGGUCGACUUUGAUGUCUCUUCCAACUGGGCCAACUGGCAGUACAUGGCGGGUGUGGGCAACGAUCCUCGCGGGGAUGCACGAAUUUUCAACCCGGUGAAACAGGCAUUCGACUACGACAAGGACGGCACCUACGUCCGUACUUGGGUGCCGGAGCUCAAAGACCUUGAAAAGCCUGAAAAUGUCUUCCAGGCUUGGACAGCAAGCAGCUCCGAUCUAGAACAGCACGGCUUAGCGAACAACAUCAUGGUCACGGAUCCGAUCAAGCGAAUCGACUUUACGGUGGACAGAAAGCCGAAGGGGUCGCGGCGGUCGUUCCCAAGGAGGCGUGGUCCAGGAAGAGGUGGUCGCCGUGGCGGAAAUGGUCAAGGCCCAGGCGGCUCGGGAGCCCCUCAGGACCAUAGUACGGAUGGCUCCGCGAUGCAUCACAGUGCCCACUCGAACGGAUUAUUACAAAGCCAGUCCAGGGGCCGAGGUGUGCCGCGACCCCCCCGAGGCGGAGGAUACGCGCCAAGGGCCAACUACGACUCGCCUCCGGUUUAUUACAACAACGGCUACCCGGGACCUUGGUCUGUGGAUUACAACGACGCGCGGGGACGGAGCAACUAUGGGUUCUACCGUGGGGUUGCUCCGAUGUAUGGACAACGCAUGCAAGUACCUUUUCGGAACAGUUAUGCGCAACCGAUGUACUUUCCCCCGCCGACCAUGGGACCUGGCGGCGCGUGAUGCGGGGCAUGAUGUCGUCCACGAGGUGGCAAUGAAACUGCUGAGUGAUUGAUGGUGGCGGCGGAGUGAAUGGGCGAGUUGUGGCUGUCGGGCGCAGGAUGUUGCAAGGCACUUGGUCGAUGAAGGGUGGGUUGAGAGAACAGGCGAUGAACGCUUGGGUGUGCCGCUCAAUGCGAGAUUGUUCAGAGAAACACUUGAACAUGCUAAUGUCAAAGCUUUCCGUCUCGAGCGAGGCGCUACGGAUUGUUGUGAUGUUGCUGGCACGGAUUAAGUUAAUAGUUCUAUCGGUAUCAAGCCCACGAUUUAUCCAUGAUGCAUUCCACUGCAG